Molecule: messenger RNA, 1513 nt
Organism: Musca vetustissima
Lineage: Eukaryota; Metazoa; Arthropoda; Insecta; Diptera; Muscidae
Product: angiopoietin-4-like
Exons: 9
Source: RefSeq, a predicted model, not a curated record
AAAACCUUUGGACUUUACGAAUUGGACAACAAUUGCCAGACGCAAGGACGGCUCUGUCAAUUUUUACAGGAACUGGCGAUCCUAUAAAAUGGGUUUUGGUAAUCCACCUCACGGCGAAUACUUUAUUGGCCUAGAAAGAUUGCAUGAAUUGACGACAGCCGUUCCAAACAUCGAACUUAAAGUGAUUUUAAGAGAUUGGCAGGGUGAGGACCGUUAUGCCCUCUAUGAUGGCUUCCAAAUUGGAAAUGAAGCCGAGAAAUAUCGACUCAAGGUACUAGGCAAAUACAGUGGCACUGCUGGUGAUUCCUUGGCAUAUCACAAAGGUAUGAAGUUUACUACCUUCGAUGAGGAUAAUGAUAACAAUGAUGUAAUAGUAUUACAAAUAAUAGUGGGAAAUAAGGCAGACGACAAUGUCGUUGCCUCCACCGUCAGUACCAUAGUUGAGGAAGACACCACUACCAUAUCCGGCGACAUGAUUACCCUCCUCAAGAACGACACCACUACGGUCUCCAACGACGACACAGCCAUCCCCGAAAACACCACUAUCAUCUCCGACGAAGACACCACUACCACUGAAGAAUAUUAUAAUCCCUAUGAAGACGAACAACAACUGUUUCUGUGGAGUGAUUUAUUUCUGAAAGUGAAUGAAGUAUUGGUGGUGUCGAAGAACAUGAACAGUGAAACGAAGGAAAUGCACACCGAAAUGAAGGAAAUGCACAACGAAACGAAGGAAAUGCGCAGCGAAAUGACUAGAAUGUAUAGCGAAAUAAAUAAACUAAACACCAAUCUGCUGGACGUGACUCAGAAAAUUGAUGAUUUGACCAAAAGGCAAGGGGAACUAGAAGGGAACAUGGCAAAAAUAGUGGAGCAACAAAUGUCAUCGAUGAAUGUCACCUUGAUGGAGAGGCAAGAGGAAUUGCAAGGGAACAUGACAAAAAUAGCGCAGCAAAUAUCAUCGAUGAAUGUCAACUUGAUGGAGAGACUACGUCAACAAGAAUUCGAUAUGAGGCAAAUACUACAGGACGUUUCGAAAAUAAGUCCCACCGAGAACGAGGAAGUCAACUGGAGAGAAAACCUUUGGACUUUACGAUAUUGGACAACAAUUGCCAGUCGCAAGGACGGCUCAGUCGAUUUUAACAGGAACUGGCGAGCUUAUAAGGUGGGUUUCGGUAAACCACCUCACGACGAUUUCUUUAUUGGCCUAGACAGAUUGCAUGAAUUGACAACAACCGUUCCUAACAUCCAACUUAAAGUAAUUUUAAGAGAUUGGGAUGAUGAGGAACGUUAUGCCCUCUAUGAUGGCUUCCAAAUCGGAAAUGAAGCCGAGAAAUAUCGACUCAAGGUACUAGGCAAAUACAGUGGCACUGCUGGUGAUUCCUUGUCAUCUCACAAAGGUAUGAAGUUUACUACCUUCGAUGAGGAUAAUGAUAACAGUGGUGGUAAUUGUGCCAAGCAAAUGGAAGGCGUCAUCUAUUUGGAAAAUAUAGAUAUGAAGCUAAAACACAAGGCAUAG